AUGACCACCAUGAAGAACUCUGUGUCCGAGGACCCCCUCCUGGGCAAAGGACCUGAUGAGGACGCCUCAGAGGUGUCUUUGUCAGGGAGUGAGUCGGACUCUGGGAGUGUCCUCUCAGAUGACUCAGUGCUUCCAGACUACAAGCAGGAAGGUGGUUCACAGGGCACCGCCAACACGCUGUAUGAGGCGUGUGCUCGGAACGACACCCUGGCGCUCCGGAAGGUUCUCGAGAGAGGGGUUACAAAAGAGGAGGUCAUGAAGGUGGACCACAAUGGCUGGGUAUGGGUCUCCUGUUAUUUCACAUUUGGGAUGCCUUUUGGUGGUGUAUGAUCCAGCGAGUCUGUAUAAAGACACUGAAUGCUUUCAUUAAAGUCAUGUAGAAUUGGUUUUGGAUUUAAUUGCAGCCUUGACUCUAUUGUAAUGUGAUUUUUGAAAUAUAAUUCUAAUCCUACUUAUUCACCCAACAGACCGGUCUGAUGGUGGCGUGCUAUAAGGGUUUUUUGGAAAUUGUGCAAUAUCUUCACCACUGUCCCUACCUGGACAUAAAUCACCAGGACAACGAUGGCAACACAGCACUGAUGAUCGCUUCACAAGCAGGUUAGCCACUCUCACCAGACCUAUUACUAAAUACUACACAGUAAAACAAGCCUCACUAGCACAUUUCUAGGUUGCGUCCCAAAUGGCACCAUAAUUUGUUUACAUCCCUGUUAGUGAGCAUUUCUCCUUUGCCAAGAUAAUCCAUCCACCUGAAUGGGGGGGCAGACCAAGAAGCUGAUUAAACAGCAUGAUCAUUACACAGGUGCACCUUGUGCUGGGGACAAUAAAAGGCCACUCUAAAAUGGGGUAGAUGUUGAUACAGUUUAGAAUGGGAAGGAAAGGCUAAUAUGGGGGUGUUUAGAUUUCAGAAGCAUGGUUAUUGGAGAAAGGUCACUUGGCUUUUCAGGUCACUUGGUUUGUCAUUUAAGUAGGGCUUUUAAAGGGGCUUAAGUAGAUUGCCACGGGACCAAGAGCAUUUCAAUAUUUUUAUAGCCGUACUCUCCUGGGGUGGAUUGUGAUUGUCCACCAAUGAACAAGACAGUCGAGAGAGAGAGGAAGUGAGAUAGAAAGAUGAUGGAUAUCUACUGAACAAAAAUAUAAAACCAAAAUGUUAGGUGUUGGUCCCAUGUUUCAUGAGCUGAAAUAAAAUAUCCCAGAAAUGUUCCAUACGCACAAAAGGGUUAUUUCGCUCAAAUUUUUUUGCACACAUUUAUUAACAUCCCUGUAAGUGAGCAUUUCUCCUUUGCCAAGAUAAUCCAUCCACCGGACAGGUGUGGCACAUCAAGAAGCUGAUUAAACAGCAUGAUCAUUACACAGGUGCACCUUGUGCUGGGGACAAUAAAAGGCCACUCUAAAAUGUGCAGUUUUGUCACACAACACAAUGCCACAGAUGUCUCAAGUUUUGACGGAGCGUGCAAUUGGCAUGCUGACUGCAGGAAUGUCCACCAGAGCUGUUGACAGAGAAUUUAAUAUGAAUUUCUCUAUCAUAAGCCGCCUCCAACGUCGUUCUAGAAAAUUUGGCAGUACGUCCAACCGGUCUCACAACCGCAGACCACGUGUAACAACGCCAGCCCAGGACCUCCACAUCUGGCUUUUUCACCAGCGGGAUAGUCGGAGACCAGCCACCCAGACAGCUGAUGAAACUGUGGGUUUGCACUACUGAAGAAUUACUGCACAACAUGUCAGAAACCGUCUCAGCGAAGCUCAUCUGCAUGCUCAUCGUCCUCACCAGGGUCUUGACCUGACUGCAGUUCGGCGUCGUAACCGACUUCAGCGAGCAAAUACUCACCUUCGAUGGCCACUGGCACGCUGAAGAAGUGUGCUCUUCACAGAUUAAUACCGGUUUCAACUGUACUGGGCAGAAGGCAGAUACCAUGAAUGGCGUCAUGUGGGCGUGCGGUUUGCUGAUGCCCCAUGGUGGCGGUGGGGUUAUGGUAUGGGUAGGCAUAAGCUACCGACAACGAACACAAUUGCAUUUUAUCGAUGGCAAUUUGAAUGCACAGAGAUACUGUGACAAGAUCCUGAGGCCCGUUGUCGUGCCAUUCAUCCACCGCCAUCACCUCAUGUUUCAGCAUGAUAAUGCACGGCCCCAUGUGGCAAGUAUCUGUACACAAUUCCUGGAAGCUGAAAAUGUCCCAGUUCUUCUAUGGCCUGCAUACUCACCAGAUAUGUCACCCAUUGAAGAUGUUUGGGAUGCUCUGGAUUGAAGUGUAUGACAGCAUGUUCCAGUUCCCACCAAUAUCCAGCAACUUCGCACAGGCAUUGAAGAAGAGUGGGACAACAUUCCACAGGCCACAAUCAACAGCCUGAUCAACUCUAUGCAAAGGAGAUGUGUCACGCUGCAUGAGGCAAAUUGUGGUCACACCAGAUACUGACUGGUUUUCUGAACCAUGCUCCUACCUUUUUUUUAAGGUCUCUGUGACCAACAGAUGCAUAUCUGUAAUCCCAGUCAUGUGAAAUUCAUUGAUUAGGGCCUAAUUAAUUCAUUUCAAUUGACUGAUUUCCUUAUAUGAACUGUAACUGAGUAACAUUUUGAAAUUGUUGCAUGUUGUUUUUAUAUUUUUGUUCAGCGUACUUCAACAGAAGUGCCCUAUAUAGGAAAUAGUGUGCCAAUUGUGACAGGCCUUUAAUCUUUUCAAUGGCACCUCAUGAUCCCCUAAACCCAUUCUCACCCUGUGUCCUUCUCCAGGACACACCAUUACAGUGACCUACAUCCUCAACUACUACCCCGGGGCAGACACAGAGAUCCGGGACUGCCGUGGCUUCACUGCACUCAUCAAAGCUGCCAUGCAGGGCCGAGACGAUGUGGUGUCUUCCCUCGUCAUGGCCGGUGAGUGAGAGGCUUCCUCCACUUCAGCACUACUAUACACACCCUACUGUAUACACGAGGGAACAUCUUAGAAGUGUUUAGACAACCAGACAAAUAGAUGUUAGAAGUACAAAAACGUAAUCCUGACCCCAACCUACCAGUGUUUACUGGGUGUAAGCCUACAUUAUAUGUUUGUGAACCGUUCACAAUAGCAAAUAGCUCACGUGUGUAUUAUCAGAGGCACCUCAGUGUUCGUAGUAAGCAGGGGAGGACUGGCCAUCUGGCAUUUCUGGCCAAUGCCAGAUGGGUUGGUACAUUUUUAGCCAAGUGGGGCUGUGUAACUUGGGUUUUUUGCUAAAAAUUAUAAUUAUCCUUCUAAUAUGGGUGCCUCAAGGAAAAAAAUGGGCCGAUGUGGUGGGCCUCGAGGAAAAAAAUGGGCCGGUGGGGGCAUCAAGGAAAACAAUGGGCUGGUGUGUUAUAGAUGCCAGGGCUGAUUUCUGGUCCCCUGGUAGUAAGACACACAACAGUGCCAUCUAUUAGGUCCCGCUAGGUAAAAUAAUUAAAUUACUUCAGAGAUUCCAAAGGGCAUACCUCUAAACAGAUUUGGAAAAAAAUACCAGAGAAGGAGAGAGGAGGAAGAGACAGUAGUACACACAGAAUUAUGGGAUUAGCCUAUGCUUUGAUCCCCAGUCAGCAAUGUUGCUGAAUUGGCAAUUAUGGUCUUCAUUAAUUUCUGUUCAAUUCGGGGCUUGGCAUGAACAUACAGAUCGAAGGCCUAGGGUUAUAGGAAGUAUGUAGUAAUGUAGUUGGGUUGGGAUGGAUGGAUGUACCUGUGGUGUGUCUACCCAUGUUUGCGGUCAGCUUUCUCUGGUUGAUUGAAUGUGUUUUUGACAGCUGCCAGGUUUAAGGGAUCAAUUUGGGGACAUCAGCCUACCUUAAUGCACUCUGCCAUAAUCUUUGAUUCCUUCGUCUUGGUUGCCAGGGGAUUAUCCAGGGUUAUUUAGCUAUUUUGGCCUCUCUGGAAGAGCAGUAGUAUCCAACGGAGUCACAGACUCUCACUGCCAGUUCACAUUUAUCAAUAUUCUAAAAGAGUUAAGGAAAACAAGCUCAGCUAACUGUAGCCUUAUCCCCAUCACCUUAAAGAUAAUUGAUUCUCACCUCUAUCCAUCAUAAACCAAGAAGAAUCUUUGUUUUCUAUUAUUCAUGUCGCACAAUAUCAUCAUUAUGAUAUUAUAUUACAGGGCUACAGUGGGGAGAACAAGUAUUUGAUACACUGCCGAUUUUGCAGGUUUUCCUACUUACAAAGCAUGUAGAGGUCUGUAAUUUUUAUCAUAGGUACACUUCAACUGUGAGAGACGGAAUCUAAAACAAAAAUCCAGAAAAUCACAUUGUAUGAUUUUUAAGUAAUUAAUUUGCAUUUUAUUGCAUGACAUAAGUAUUUGAUCACCUACCAACCAGUAAGAAUUCCGGCUCUCACAGACCUGUUAGUUUUUCUUUAAGAAGCCCUCCUGUUCUCCACUCAUUACCUGUAUUAACUGCACCUGUUUGAACUCGUUACCUGUAUAAAAGACACCUGUCCACACACUCAAUCAAACAGACUCCAACCUCUCCACAAUGGCCAAGACCAGAGAGCUGUGUAAGGACAUCAGGGAUACAAUUGUAGACCUGCACAAGGCUGGGAUGGGCUACAGGACAAUAGGCAAGCAGCUUGGUGAGAAGGCAACAACUGUUGGCGCAAUUAUUAGAAAAUGGAAGAAGUUCAAGAUGACGGUCAAUCACCCUCGGUCUGGGGCUCCAUGCAAGAUCUCACCUCGUGGGGCAUCAAUGAUCAUGAGGAAGGUGAGGGAUCAGCCCAGAAUUACACGGCAGGACCUGGUCAAUGACCUGAAGAGAGCUGGGACCACAGUCUCAAAGAAAACCAUUAGUAACACACUACGCCGUCAUGGAUUAAAAUCCUGCAGCGCACGCAAGGUCCCCCUGCUCAAGCCAGCGCAUGUCCAGGCCCGUCUGAAGUUUGCCAAUGACCAUCUGGAUGAUCCAGAGGAGGAAUGGGAGAAGGUCAUGUGGUCUGAUGAGACAAAAAUAUAGCUUUUUGGUCUAAACUCCACUCGCCGUGUUUGGAGGAAGAAGAAGGAUGAGUACAACCCCAAGAACACCAUCCCAACUGUGAAGCAUGGAGGUGGAAACAUCAUUCUUUGGGGAUGCUUUUCUGUAAAGGGGACAGGACGACUGCACCGUAUUGAGGGGAGGAUGGAUGGGGCCAUGUAUCGCGAGAUCUUGGCCAACAACCUCCUUCCCUCAGUAAGAGCAUUGAAGAUGGGUCGUCGCUGGGUCUUCCAGCAUGACAACGACCCGAAACACACAGCCAGGGCAACUAAGGAGUGGCUCCGUAAGAAGCAUCUCAAGGUCCUGGAGUGGCCUAGCCAGUCUCCAGACCUGAACCCAAUAGAAAAUCUUUGGAGGGAGCUGAAAGUCCGUAUUGCCCAGCGACACUGCUGCAGUGUGUGCAAACCUGGUCAAGACCUACAGGAAACGUAUGAUCUCUGUAAUUGCAAACAAAGGUUUCUGUACCAAAUAUUAAGUUAUGCUUUUCUGAUGUAUCAAAUACUUAUGUCAUGCAAUAAAAUGCAAAUGAAUUACUUAAAAAUCAUACAAUGUGAUUUCCUGGAUUUUUGUUUUAGAUUCCGUCUCUCACAGUUGAAGUGUACCUAUGAUAAAAAAUUACAGACCUCUACAUGCUUUGUAAGUAGGAAAACCUGCAAAAUCGGCAGUGUAUCAAAUACUUGUUCUCCCCACUGUAUAUGUAAUGGAAUAUGAAUAAAAGUGUUUCAAUUGAGCAAUUUUUUUCCUUCUCUGCUAUUUUUCUCCCAGGUGCAGACCUAAAUGCAAUAGACACCACGAAGCAGAAGUGUGCGCGGGACUGGGCACUAAAGACGGGCCGCUACGAGACGUUGAACCGCCUUCGCCGCCUCAACCUGCGGCCUAAAGCUGAGCAGUUCACUGAGAGCUACGUCCCCGAGUGGCCAGAGCUGAAGGUGCUGGUGGCCAAGGCCAUGGCCAACAAGAGCGCCAGCCAGAAGAUCACUCAGCGCAUCAAGUCCACCUUCGGCUUCAACUUUCCCCGAGACCCCCAGGAAAACGGGGUCUUGGACCACAUGGUGCGUAUCACCACCAGCGUCCACAGCCCUCUAGUGGCCACCAGCUGCAGGCCCCUCUGCCCCACCAGCCCCCCUGAGGUGGGGAAGAGGCGCCUGGCCGUGCAAGAGCUGGUGAAGAAGCAUUCAGAGAAGGAGCUGGAGGAGGGCUCUGUGUGCCACAGCAACGGCUCCGUAUCCUCCAUCAUUCCCCACAUCCACUCGGCCGAGACCAUCGCCACGUCCUGCUGUGUGGACACGGAGCGCAGGGGCAGCAUAAUCUCUAUAGCCUCCACUGGGGUGCGCACCUUCAUCCCCAGGCACAUGGCCCACAGGAACAGUGUGUUCCCCUCCGGCUGCAUCCCAAAGAUCCAGAUAGUCAAGUCUGGAGAGCCCACGCCUAAGAAGGAGAAGAAGAGGAAGAGGCACAAGGGUCAUCUGGAGCCACCCAUAUGGAAGUACAAGGCGGAGAAGCAGGAGAAGAAGAAGGCAGAGAAAGAAAAAGAGAAGACCAAGAAGGAAAAGAAAGAGAAGAAAGUGAAGAAGUGA
This is a messenger RNA of Coregonus sp. 'balchen', 6528 nucleotides long. Lineage: Eukaryota; Metazoa; Chordata; Actinopteri; Salmoniformes; Salmonidae. The record is from the annotation of a GenBank genome assembly.